Messenger RNA from Magallana angulata, 871 nucleotides. RefSeq lists its product as uncharacterized. The coding region runs from base 26 to 871 and encodes 281 amino acids. The record is from RefSeq and is a predicted model, not a curated record. NCBI's taxonomy places the organism in Eukaryota, Metazoa, Mollusca, Bivalvia, Ostreida, Ostreidae. The transcript is spliced from 3 exons.
GUGUGUUAGAUUUCUACCAUAAAGGAUGAGUUGUUUGGGAGGUACUCGGGUUUUCUUGCUGUGUGUUCUUUGUUCAUGCAAUGCUUUGCUAGGAGAGCAUACCAACACCAUUUCUGGCCAAUUUUCAGAACAACUCGGAACCCACAGUAGUGAUGUGGGAUUCGGAUACUCUCCAGAAACUUCCUUUAAUGGAUUUUCAUUAGGUGUUGGAUCUCUUACUGAUUUUUCAUCUCCAGGGAUAAACCACAACUCGUAUGCUGUUGCCCAGCCUGGGUCCUUCUACGAUAGCUUCUUUCCUUACUCUCAAGGAAUUUCUACUCAAGUGGCCAGAAUGCCACUCGCUGAUACAAACAAUUUCGGUGGUGGAUCUUUUAGCACUAGUUUUGGUGGAACAGAAAUCCGUGAAUUGACUCAGACAGGCAGUUUUGGAAACAAUCCGAUUGCCCCUUCUGGUUUUUUAAACUCAUUCCAUGAAACUAGCCACAUGGCACCACCUUUGGGAUUUACCUUUAACAAUCGUUUCACUGGAAAUUCCCUUAGUUCCGGUAUCCUCGGAUCUUCUCUCGCACCUGAGAACCGUGUCAACAGUCACAAUUUCGGGCUUGGAGAAACCUUUUCAGACAGACAAUUUACUGACAAUUUUCCUGGUUCUACCGUGAACAAUAGAAUUGGGACAGGCAAUUUGAGAGCCGCAAUUGAUGAUAUAACAUCUGCUCUCUUGCACGGGUUUGGUUCAACAGUGAGCAGCAGUACCCCGGCCAUUAACAAUGGCGUAGACGUUCUGACGUCACCUCUUGUAUCACCAGACCCUGGGUUAUUCGGAGGAUCAACGUUAAUGACAGAGAGUCAAAACACAGGUUUUCCCGGUUAA